CGCGGCCGGCUUUGGAAAGGCCCCAAGUGAAUGAGGCGCGCGCCGGCGGCAGAGCGCCUCUCGGAGCUGGGCUUUCCCCCGCAGCGCGGGCGCCAGGAGCCGCCUUUUCCGCUGGGUGUCACUCGGGGGUGGGGGGUAUGGCCCAUUCAAAAGCGCCGCGAGGGGGCCCGGCCAGUGCCCUUCAGUGAGCGCUCGCAAGAGGACGGCAGAGGCCCGGCGGCUCGCAGCUCCGGGACCUUGAGGCGCAUCAGGACGCGGCUGCCCUGCUGCCCGGACCCCGAGCCGCCGCCGCCGCCGCCGCCGCUCUGCUUUCUGCGCGUUAGCCUCCUCUGCGCGCUCCGGCCCGGAGGCCGCGGGAGCCGUUGGGGCGAGGACGGCGCGCGGCUGCUGCUGCUGCCCCCGACCCGGGCGGCUGGAAGUGGAGAGGCCGAGCCGAGCGGCGGCGCCCCCUAUGCCGGGAGGAUGUUGGAGAGCAGCGGCUGCAAGGCGCUGAAGGAGGGGGUGUUGGAGAAGCGCAGCGACGGGCUGCUGCAGCUCUGGAAGAAAAAGUGCUGCAUCCUCACCGAGGAGGGGCUGCUGCUCAUCCCGCCCAAACAGCUGCAACACCACCAGCAGCAGCAGCAACAGCCCGGGCAGGGGUCGGUCGAGCCGUCCCAACCCGGAGGCCCCGCCGUGGCCGGCCUCGAGCCGCCGGUCAAGCUCAAGGAAUUGCACUUUUCCAACAUGAAGACCGUGGACUGCGUGGAGCGCAAGGGCAAGUACAUGUACUUCACGGUGGUGAUGGCUGAGGGCAAGGAGAUCGACUUUCGGUGCCCGCAGGACCAGGGCUGGAACGCGGAGAUCACGUUGCAGAUGGUGCAGUACAAGAAUCGCCAGGCCAUCCUGGCGGUCAAGUCCACGCGGCAGAAGCAACAGCACUUGGUCCAGCAACAGCCUCCGCAGCCGCAGCCGCUUCAGCCCCAAAGCCAAGCCCAGCCGCAGCCUCCGUCCCAAGCCCAGCCGCAGCCCCAGCCCAAACCCCAGCCGAAGCCGCAGCCGCAGCCGCUUCAUCCAUACCCGCAUUCGCACCCGCACCCGCACCCGCACGCGCACCCACUGCCGCACCCGCACCCACCGCCGCUCUCGCAGGCGCACGGCCACCGGCUCCUCCGCAGCACCUCCAACUCGGCCUGAAGAGGGCAGCACCCGGCCCGGACGCGGUAAGGUUUUGGGGACUUGAGGAAGCGGGACGAGCACCUUUCUAUUGUCUUCACUGGAUCGAGAACAAGUCUCCCCGCCGCGCACCAAAUCAAGUAGUUUGAACAGAACCCGACUGAUAACUCGUGAUUCCACUUAUUUUCUGCAUACUCUUCUUCACAAUGCAGGAAAGAUUUUGAGUCCAGAAGGCUUUAUUUAUGAACCUUGGAGAGGAUCUUCCAGUAUGAUGGACCUUCUAGGAGGGAUGAUGUACUGUAAUUUUAUUUUAAUGUAUUUUGACUCAUUAUUUAUUAGUUUGUUUUUUUUUUAAUGCUUGUUCUGAGACAUUUCUGAAUGUAGGCCAUUUUCCAGAAAAGAAACUUUAUUUUCGAAAACCUAUCCUUAGUAAGUUGUAGUCUUGGGAAAGAAGAAAGAAAAAAGGGGGUACAGAGGAACACAAGAAUUUAUUCAUUAUUCCUAGGGCAUUUUCAGAAGGUCUGACACUUCAUUGUUACACCAGGUGGUUGAAAUUAAACUCUGUGAUAUUAUGUGGGGUUUUCGUUCUGUUUUUUUUUUUUAAUUAGUUUUUUUCUCCUUAGACAUGUAUUUUGUGUAGAACUUUUAAAGAAGUUAAAUGUUCAGAAUGGUGUAAUUAUAAAAAUCUAAUUGCUUUUCUAAAAGGAAAUCAGUAGUAAUGGUAUCUAAUUCAAAAUAUUUAAUACAUAACCCAGUUGAUGGCAAGAUGACUGUAUCCUGAAUAUACAGGAGAACUUGGUCUGCUGUAGGAAAAGCCUUGCUUAGAUUGUCUUUGUGUGGAGAUUUAAUAAUGAGUUUUCUAUGAUUUCAGAGUAUGAAUGCAUUAGAUGUUUCAUUUCAAAAAACGGGUAGUGGGGGUAAAGACUUAUUCCAGUUGUUUGAGAGAACAUUUGUGCUCUUAUCCACAGUAGAAGUUACCCUUCUUCAAGAGCUUGGCACACUUGAUGUGAACCGCAUUUCCUGGCCUUUCUUCUACUUUGUUCUAGAAGCAUAUUCUAGAAUCUCAUAGUUUAAAAUACAAUUUCUAAAUGUUUCAAAGGACUGGGAGUCAUAGCUUUUUGUUUUCAUUCUGAGAAUGUUGACCAGAGACACCAACUGUUUUGCUCUUUAUCGCUCAGUGAGAAAUCCAAGGGUUAUAUGUUUUGUUGUUAGGUUAACUAAACUCAGAAAUUGAAAAAGGAAGGACUGGAUAAACACUGGAUUUGCAGUAAGAAAACAACCUAGUCUUGUUUUAGCAGCAACUUUCAGGAGUCCGGGGGUUGGGACGGUUGGGGGAAGAGGAUGUGCUUUUAAAGGUAGAACAAACCCUCUUCUGUGUGAAAUGAAAAGGAUGGUCAAAAUCCACAAGUGCAGAUGCUACUUCAGUUUAAAAAAGAGCCAUAGAUGCUACCAAAUCUUCUUGGGGCUGAAAAUCACUUCCUAUCUUUCAUGGGUUUACUAACAGCUCUGUUUUCCAUUUUCGUUUUCACAUCGUCUUGAUCAGGAUUUUUCCAGCUUCUAAAUUGGAAUGGUCAGCGUUAGGCCACUGCUAAGUUGUAUAGUCAGGAAGUGAAAAUAGAAUUUCAUGCUAGAGGCACCUUUAUUCUCCCUCCAUCUAAAAAGGAGUUUGAAGGUCAAAUUGCUUCUCAGUGUGAUAUUUAAAUGAUGAAAAUUUGAGAUCCAAAGAAGUGGUGAAAAAUAAAAUUCAACCAAGGGGCAAGCAGAACUUAUGUGGGCUCCCACUUCAAGGCGAAGUUGCAGUUUCGGGGGGGG
Messenger RNA from Cervus elaphus (red deer), 2964 nucleotides. It is a transcript of the gene PHLDA1, whose product is annotated as pleckstrin homology like domain family A member 1. Gene Ontology annotation, molecular function: phosphatidylinositol phosphate binding. Gene Ontology annotation, biological process: positive regulation of apoptotic process. Bases 31 to 1173 code for a protein of 380 amino acids. The transcript has 2 exons. Gene Ontology annotation, cellular component: nucleus. The record is from RefSeq and is a predicted model, not a curated record. NCBI's taxonomy places the organism in Eukaryota, Metazoa, Chordata, Mammalia, Artiodactyla, Cervidae.